Molecule: messenger RNA, 1190 nt
Organism: Cryptococcus amylolentus CBS 6039
Lineage: Eukaryota; Fungi; Basidiomycota; Tremellomycetes; Tremellales; Cryptococcaceae
Exons: 2
Coding region: 135-893 (252 amino acids)
Source: RefSeq, a predicted model, not a curated record
UGAUGAUGUUGUUCGGCAGUGUUCAAUGCGAUACAUCUCGCCGAGCAGAGCUGCAAUCGCCUGCCGACCACGCAAGCUAUAUAUAAGGGACUCCUAUUGACCGCUCACCUCAUCAACAACAGUCCCCCCUCAUCAUGAACCCAACCCAGACCAAUACUUUCCACCACCGAUGGUCUCAUCACCCCGAUAUCUACUAUCACUUUAGCCAUCGCUUCCGUUGGCCUGCUGCCCCGGCCGAGGGCGCCUCCGGUGCCGCCGCCAAUGCCGCUACUGAGGGCGCGGCAGGCCUUGCCUCUGGUGGCGUGGCUCAACCCCCUCCCCGCAAUCCUUAUGGCGGCUAUCAUCACUAUUACGAGCGAGGGCCGUAUCGUAGAUGGGGUCGAAGGCCUAGCCGCCUCAUUUGGUUUAGCAUCGGUGCCAUCACUGCUACGGUAUGGUACAAGCAUCACCAUGAGCGCAAGAACGACCUCGAAAAGUUCAUCACCGAUCCCCAGUGCUGGUCCCGACAUCACCGCACUCUGCCACCUCCUCCCACCGAAACACCUACUGCUUCAGUGACCCCCGCCGUGCCCUCUCCUGCUCCCUCCGCCACGGAUCCUCUACCGAAGCGAGACUCGUCAUGGUGGUGGGAUGACGAGAAACGCCAUGCGGGCUGGAGAGCUUGGAAGGAGCAGAAGAUGGAGGAGCAUCGUGCCAAUCAUGAAGCCAAGGCUGUCCAGGCUCAGGCGCCCGUUGACACCGCUUCUUCUGCCACAUCUGGAGAGACUUCAGAAUUCAAGAGUCUUCGAGAAGCCGUCGAGAAGCUCUGGGCGGAAAAGACUGCCGCAGAUGGGAAUGCGCAGAAGGUCAAUGCCCAGGUGAGUGCUCUGCAGACCUUUCUCGUGCAUAGCUGACUCGGGGGAUCAGGCAAGGGAGUAUGCAAGUGAGAAGCUUGAAAAGCUCAGUGUCGCGCUUGAGAAUCUGCGCGAGUCUUUGAAGGUAGAUGACAAACCCCAGGGUGAUAAGAAGAUUGUGUAGAGUCAUUGAUGAAUGUAUCCCCUGUCAUAACUCAUAAGUGCUUCAGAUCACGCGCCAUAUCAAAAGCUUGGGUUCCAGUCGCAUCUUAACCACAGGCUCCCAUGGGCUGUUAGACCAGGUGCUCUCUCAUUCAUGCAUUAGAUACAGAGGAAUCCGAGGGCCCAGGGGAAAAG